AUGGAGACAAGGCGACUGAGAAGAGACAUGAAGGCCCUUCUGUGAGUUGCUUUCUGUGGAUGAUGCAAUUAUAUAUUUAGAGCAAUGACAUAGUGUGGGAAGAGGAAUUCCAGAUUAAAUGGCAUUUUUUUGUUGUUGAUUUCCUUAGGAGCCUAAGAGCGUUUUAUGUUUUGAACAGGGGAGAUUUAAUUGGUCAGAAACUGAGAGAGAAUGGCUUUGACCCCAAGGGGAAGGGAUUCACUACCAUGCUGGAUGACCUGGUAGGAGUCUCAACACAUUGUUCUGGAGUGUACCAUCCCACACCAGUGGUUAAAGAUGCCCUCUCCAACAUUUGUAUAAUUCAGCCAGUAAUUUGAAAGUGGUCCUUAUGAGGCAAAAGUGGUCCCCAUUAAUUGUUUUGCAAUUCAUAUGAUAUGUUACUAAUUUGUUGUACUUAAGCUCCUGGGGUGCUGCACAGGGUUCGCAUAAGGUGCUUAAAGUAAUUGAAUUUGGCACUCUAAUAUUCAAGUACUGGAAUACCUUGAAAAUCUGACAUUUUCUCAAGUUGUUACUUGAAAAGUACUUUAAUUAAAAUGAGAUGAGAACAGAUAAUGAUCAAAUAUGUUUAUGAAAAAUGUUAGAAAAAUGUAUUGGUCUUGCAGAUUAAUUUCCAAGCAGAAAAACGAGUUUAAUUUCUUCUUGUGUUUCGCGCUGUGGUUUCCAGGCUAGCUCGCUUAUUCCACCCACACUGCCAGGCAGGUACAGAACUGACUGAUUAGGCGUCGCCAAACAUCACAUCGAUAGCUAAAAUGCCGGGCAAAUGUAUAUUCCAUCCUGCCUUUUGUGCUUUUGGAACAUUUCUUGGAUCUUGAAACAUGGGACCAACACUUUACAUGUUGCGUUUUAUAUUUUUGUUCAGUAUAGUUUACCCACCUUUUCACCACUACAUCACUGGACCCAACCAAACCACACUGUGUAAGGUGCAAAAAAUGUGUCCGACUUUGACAUUGCGAGCAUGGGUGAAUCGGCCAUGAAGAGCCGCAUGAAGGGGGAAAUACACAACACUGCGUCCUGUGCUGGUGCCAGUUCUACAUUCUGACUUUUUCUCUGCAACAACCUCCUGAAAUCCCCCUGUUCAUGGGGUGGCCGCGAUAUUCCGCUUUAUCAAGAGGCAGCCGUGCUCUUGCGGUUCUGGAGGCCGUGCACGUGCGGUUUUCCUCAAUCAUCCCACCCACCCUUCCACCGACCGGCGACACUAAAGCUGCCAGUCGGAAGCGAGACGUUUUUUUGUAGUUAUUAAGUAGUAGAUUCCUCAAAUGUCCAAUAAAAACAGUAAUUAAGCUGGAAUUGUGUAGUAAUGCGAAUAGGAAAUGUGUGUUCACCAGUAGGCAUGUCCCAAAACUCUGCUCAUCACUACUCAAAUUACAACAUAAUCAGUACUGAUUUACCACUCAUGUAUGUAACAGCGUAUUAUUGAGGAGAACUUGUCAGCUAGUUAGUUUUUUUUCUUCCAUGAGGUUGUGGCGAUAUACUGCCAUCUGGUGGCGACUACAAACAAUUGCAUAAUAUGAACUGUUACAAAACGAUGGUCCUUGAAAAUAAAUAUUAGUGCUUGAAAAAGUACUUGAAAGUCUUUGAAUUUGACUUGCCACUGUCUGAACGAACCCUGAGUGCAUCUUUAAUUUGGGAUGUUGUAUACAGUUAAACUGUCCGCUGGUAGUGUUUCUAUGAUUAUUUCAACAUUGUUAGGAACCCUGUACUUUGUGUCUGUGUGCUUCCAGGCUCAAUAUGACUUGGCCAUAAGUGUUGCUCUUUGGUGGCUGGAGAAAAAGGAGGGGCAUGAUGUGAUGGACAGAGACAUCGUGUAAGUACAUUGAUGAAACAAUGACUUCUAAACACAAUAACACUUAAUUAUGUUAUAACUGUCAUGUCUUGCAUCUUGUCUUGAGUAACCUUGUCUGAGACCUUGUGUAAAUGGAGCUGGUUCUGUGAACCACACCCGGGUUGAGUAACCUUGUCUGAGACCUGAAGAGUUCUGCUAACUUCCUUACCUAAUAUCUUGGCCUAGCUUGCCAGGUUACUGUAAAUCAUUUUAUGACAACUGAUGAUAUAAAAAGGGUUUUAUAAAUAAAAACAUGAUUGACUUUGUUGUUCCUGUAGUGGAGUGGGCAGCCCAGGGUAUAAUGACCAGUACCCCAACCUCCUGGAAAGAGAAGCCAUAAUCCUCUCUUCCUUCGCUGGGAUGAUCUUGGUGAGUAGCCUGGGAACUGAGGAAUACAGUAUGCCAGGGGUUGGGAGUCUAGCACGGCUUAGUCUGUAGUGUCAACGACCCUUAGACCUCUCCCUUGUUACUUAAAGUACGAAUUUACCAGUCUCCAAAGAGGCGUUUGGCAGAGUUGGGGAGUCUACUACCACGGCUCAGUCCAUCGUGUCAAUGACCCUUAAAGUGGUUCUGGGGCUGUUGGAACUGAAUCUGAUGGUUGUCUAUUGUAUUUAAUAUAUUUUUACAUUUACAUUUUAGUCAUUUAGCAGACGCUCUUAUCCAGAGCGACUUACAGGAGCAAUUAGGGUUAAGUGCCUUGCUUAAGGGCACAUCGACAGAUUUUUCACCUAGUCGGCUCGGGGAUUAGAACCAGCGACCUUUCGGUUACUGGCACAACGCUCUUACCCACUAAGCUACCUGCCGCCCCUAUGAGAUUUAGGUUAACCUCCUUCCUCGUAACUACACAAUGAAUCACCAGUCUCCAUACCCUUGCUCCUCUGUGGCUAAACUUGGACUUAAGUCAGGUGCAACAGUAUGUACUGUAUAUUUCAAACUGGGCAGCAUUACCUAGUCCAUGACCUUUCCCCUGGGUUGACCAUGUAACUGGCCCUUUAUGACUACUGUGAUUUAACUGUUACUAACUAUAUUCCCCCUCUGCUCUAACCUCUGCUCUGCUGUCCUCUCUGCUCCAGAAUAGCUUGCCUGUAGAAGAGAUUCUAGCCCUCUACAGCACCAAACCAUCUGCCGCUUACCUCCACCUGCAUUCCAAGGUAGACUGAGUUAAGAAUGCUGCACAUUUCUCUCUCCACUCCCUAGUGUUAGAAUAGCAUUCUCCUAGUAUAACCUACUCCUAGUAUGGCCUACUCCUAGUAUGGCCUACUCCUAGUAUGGUGUACUCCUAGUAUAACCUACUCCUAGUAUAACCUACUCCUAGUAUGGUCUACUCCUAGAAUAGCCUACUCCUAGUAUGGCCUACUCCUAGUAUGGCCUACUCCUAGUAUGGCCUACUCCUAGUAUAACCUAAUCCUAGUAUGGUCUACUCCUAGUAUGGCCUACUCCUAGUAUGGUCUACUCCUAGUAUGGUCUACUCCUAGUAUAACCUACUCCUAGUAUGGUCUACUCCUAGUAUAACCUACUCCUAGUAUAACCUACUCCUAGUAUAACCUACUCCUAGUAUAACCUACUCCUAGUAUGGCCUACUCCUAGUAUGGCCUACUCCUAGUAUGGCCUACUCCUAGAAUGGCCUACUCCUAGAAUGGCCUACUCCUAGUAUGGUCUACUCCUAGUAUAACCUACUCCUAGUAUGGUCUACUACUAGAAUAGCCUACUCCUAGUAUGGUCUACUCCUAGUAUGGUCUACUCCUAGUAUGGCCUACUCCUAGUAUGGCCUACUCCUAGUAUGGCCUACUCCUAGUAUGGCCUACUCCUACAGCCUAGACAUGUAGCCUAUCCUACAGCCUAGACAUGUAGCCUAAUCCUACAGCCUAGACAUAUCCCUGUGGGAACGGAGUAUAAGGGGUGUAAUAUAUAAUUCAUGAUGUGUUGACUGUACAUGUAGUUAGUAGGCCAUCAGCCUCAGUGCAGUGUUAUCUGGUCUAUAAUGAUCUGUGCUGCAGUGGUGUCAUGCAGUGCUACUCUGUAUGUACAUACUGCAUGAAUCACUGAAUUAUAAGAUAUGAAUCAGCUAUCAGAUAGAUUUUUCUAGUAAGGCUUUAAGACUUUGUCUGUUCCCACAGAGUGCUAUCGUUCAUCCCUUCACCUUGUCCUACGACCCGUUUGCAAUGCUGGGCUCGUUGAAGGCCGUGGACCACUCCAGGAAGCAUAGUAUGUCUGUGUGUGUGUGUGCAUGUGUAUCGUACACUACUAUUCGUUAACACAUCUCAACUAUGCCAGUCUCCCUCUACCUCUCUCACGUGAGGCUGUCCAUUCCUUACUUGUGUUUACAGUAGGCUAUAGAACACUUUAUGUAAGAACCCGCACCCUGACCUGUACCUCCUCUUUGAUUGUUCUCCUUCAGCCCAGAAGUUGAAGUGGUGGCUGUCUGUGCAGGGUAAAGGAGGUGCUGCCUCUGCUGUAUGGAGGGCCUUGGUGCAGUCCUCCUCCUCCUCCUCCUCCUCCUCCUCCUCCUCAUCCACGUCUAACGCCUUCCUCAGU
Molecule: messenger RNA, 4396 nt
Organism: Coregonus sp. 'balchen'
Lineage: Eukaryota; Metazoa; Chordata; Actinopteri; Salmoniformes; Salmonidae
Source: the annotation of a GenBank genome assembly